This is a messenger RNA of Bactrocera latifrons, 1721 nucleotides long. It is a transcript of the gene noi, whose product is annotated as splicing factor 3A subunit 3. The coding region runs from base 118 to 1629 and encodes 503 amino acids. Lineage: Eukaryota; Metazoa; Arthropoda; Insecta; Diptera; Tephritidae. Gene Ontology annotation, molecular function: RNA binding; zinc ion binding. Gene Ontology annotation, biological process: mRNA splicing, via spliceosome. The transcript has 2 exons. Gene Ontology annotation, cellular component: spliceosomal complex; nucleus. The record is from RefSeq and is a predicted model, not a curated record.
AAAGACAUGGCCAUUUUGACAACCGCAUUUGCAAUUAAUUUUUUUAGAUGUUUAUGCAGUGUAUUCCGAUAAAAAUUAAUAUUUGUGUGGUGUUAAAAUAUUAAACGUUUAUAAUAGAUGGAGACUCUUCUAGAGCAGCAGCGUCGCUAUCACGAGGAACGGGAACGUUUGGUCAAGUUGAUGGUGGACGAGUAUGCGACGAAGAAAACUGGAGAAAAGGAAAGGAUUCACUCAGAGCAGAGGUUAAAAUGUUUGUUGGAUCUGCACAACAAUUCUACAACUAAGUUAAAGGAACUUUACGAAGAUAAAGAUAAUGAACGAAAAGCUGAAAUUCAGGCUCUCUCUGGGCCAAAUGAAUUCAAUGAAUUUUAUGCACGUUUGAAACAAAUUAAAGAAUUUUAUAAAAAGCAUCCCGCUGAGAUUAGUAUACCUCUCUCCGUCGAAUUCGAGGAGCUUACAAAAGCGUAUAAUAAUUUAGAAGAUAUGUCAGCUCUCGUGGAAUUCACAGACGAAGAAGGUGGUGGCCGAUAUUUAGAUUUAAACGAAUGCUAUGAGCAAUAUUUAAAUCUUCGUGGUGUGGAGAAAGUGGACUAUAUAACUUAUCUGAUGACUUUUGACCACGUCUUUGAUAUACCGCGAGAUCGUAAAAAUCGUGAAUAUCGAAAAUAUAUUGAAAAUUUAAAUGCUUAUUUGCACAAUUUUGUAACUCGCAUACACCCCCUAUUAGACACCGAUGCAGAACUAGUUAAAGUUGAGUUAGAAUUUCAACGUCAAUGGUUGCAAGGCAGUUUUCCUGGUUGGGCAUCUAAGGAGACAGAAUCCGCAUUAGCCAAUACUGGUGCACAUUUAGAUUUAUCGGCUUUUUCCAGUUGGGAGGAGUUAGCGUCCCUUGGUUUGGAUCGUCUAAAAUCGGCGCUUAUGGCGCUGGGCUUAAAAUGUGGCGGUACACUUGAAGAACGCGCUCAACGACUUUUCUCAACAAAAGGCAAGAAAACACUAGAUCCAUCUUUAAUUGCUAAAAAACCAGCAAACAAAAAUGCGAAUGUACAUUCUCGUGAUAAUGAACGUCAUAAGGAAAUUGCUCAAUUAGAGGCGUUGUUGUACAAAUAUGCUGACUUAUUAUCUGAACAGAGAACAGCAACCAAAGAAAACGUGCAACGUAAACAAGCCCGUACUGGCGGAGAACGGGACGAUAGUGAUGUUGAAGCAAGCGAGAGUGAUAAUGAUGAUAUGGACGACGCAGAUGAUGUACCAUAUAACCCCAAAAAUCUGCCGCUUGGUUGGGAUGGCAAGCCAAUACCUUACUGGUUGUAUAAACUGCAUGGUCUGAAUAUCAGUUAUAACUGCGAAAUAUGUGGUAAUUUUACGUACAAAGGACCGAAAGCAUUCCAACGUCAUUUUGCUGAAUGGCGACAUGCUCACGGAAUGCGUUGCCUUGGUAUUCCAAAUACGGCACAUUUUGCAAAUGUAACGCAAAUUGAAGACGCGAUCACAUUGUGGGAGAAACUUAAGUCUCAAAAGCAAAGUGAACGUUGGAUAGCGGAUCAGGAAGAAGAAUUCGAAGAUUCGCUGGGAAAUGUAGUGAAUCGUAAAACCUAUGAGGACUUAAAACGCCAAGGAUUACUCUAAGAAUUGCGCUAACGGUCUGCUUUUUUAUUCGUGUAUGCAUAAAUUAUAUUGAGCUAAAUUAAAAUGAAACAAUGUUCUAUAACAGAAAACAA